AUCGUAGACGUAGUUUCAGAUAAUGAACAAUUAUAUGAAAUAAAUCAUUUUAUCUAAACAUAUGCGUCUUAUAUAUAGAUAUUGUGUCGGCAGAUAAGAAUAAUUUAUGUAAAAUGAACUAAAUUCACCACGGUCAUUAAAUACAGAUUUAUUUGGUGGUGUUUUGGAAAGCGCAAAGUGAAAGUAGAAGUUGGAUUUCCUGGAAAUUAACUUUCGGAAUAUCAUACUCCGAAAGGCAUAGAAAUUUAAAAUAAUCAAAACGAAAUUGAGAAUGAAAAGAGAAAAUUGAUUGGUAAAAAAUAUUUUAAAAAUAUUCAAAGAGAACGGAACAUCGUUUGGAUUAUGUAAUACGCAGUUGGUGAUAUCUUGCAGCGUGUGUUUGAAAGUUAUUAAAAAACGUUGGUCAGAAGAUAGCUAAUUAUUGGACACAACAACCAUUAUCAGAUAUGGAGGACACAGAUUACAAUGCAGUCACCAUGAUAGAUGGGAAUGGCAAAACCGAUUCUAUGUCCGACAUAGAUCCAUAUUAUAGUGAUGAUUCAAUGAUGUCAGGCAACCAUAGUGUCAUGUCCGCUGAGGACAACAUUGCUGAAAUGGACAGCUUACCUAUUGCAAAAAAACAAUCACUACUUUACCAAAGAGUCCCUGAAAGUGUUAGUAGAAACAUCGGUCCGUACACAUUUUCUACAGUAUAUGAUCAGAGAGUUCCAGAUGAUACGAUGGACAUGGAGAUGACUCAAUCAAAGGCAUGUUUAAAUGCAGCCCUGCUUUGUCUUGAUCAAACUUUGGAAUACCUGGAGAUGAACGAUCUAGGUGAAGCUAGGAAGCACUGUAUAAAAGUUUAUGACAUUUUACAAGACCUACAUGAUCCAGCUCUUGAUUCAGAGAAGGCUAACGCAUACUACACUUGUUGUUGUAUCUUUCAGCAGUGUGAAGAUCAUGAGUAUGCAUUAGAAUGCUAUUAUAAAGGAUUUUGGAUCAGAAAGCUAGACGUUUAUCCUUUACAUGCCAAUGAAGCACUUACAUACUGGAUUCCAUUGAUUGAAGGACUUAAUCACAUAAAACUGAUAGCCUUAAUAAGGACUCUGAGAGCAGAGACAGAUAAACAGUUUGCCAGCAACCCAACAGGAAACUGUGAUAAGGCAUUUUACAUUUACCUAGAUCUGAACAUAUCUCUGAGGAGUGUACAAGGAGACUUCCAAUUAGCCAAGGCUGUUAUUGAAGAUGUGAGAUGUAUUCUGAUACAGAUAACUAAAUGUUUCCUUCUUAAGGGCAAUAAUGAACAAGUCUGUAAAAUUUGUAGAGACGUUAACCAAAAAUUUCCUGUUACAAGAGGAAGUACAAUGAUGGGUGAUUUUUUCCAGACCUGGGGUAAAGCUCUUGCAAAUCUAGGGAAGUUUGAUGUAGCAAGGAAAAAAGUUCAAGAAGGCUUAGAAAUGGUCUUUACUAAGGAAGAUACAGAUGCUAGUAGAUGCUUGCUGUCACAGAUUGAUUUAAUGGAGGGUGAGAGUAGAGAACCGGCCAGUGAUACUGUAGAUAGUGAUGAUGAAUACGUUAGAGGGUCUAAUUAUAGCACCCUUGAACAGCAAAGACUAAAGGCAGAAGAAGCAAGAGCAAAUCAUCAUAAGAGAACAGCACGUCACCGGCCAAAAAGAAAUUCUGAGAGUCAAGACUAUAUGAAUAUUACUUGGCCAGAGCUUCCAAAGAAACGGAGAGGUAGGAAGCGUCACCUAACAGCUUCUUCAACAGGGAGCCAAGCAUCAGAAGAUUCAGAACAACUACCAUUACCAGAGGCACAUGCAAAGUCAGACAUUGAAUCAGAUGAGGAAUUUGACACAAUGUUAAGGUCAGAUUGGUUUGGUGAACUUGAUCCGUCUAGUGAGGAAGAAUCUGAUCAGGAGGACUUCUCUAAUGUGGACCAAUUUGAGAAAAGUUCACGAAAGUUUGAUAAUGGCUCUGAUGAAAUAGAUGAACAAGGUCUUUUAUUACAAGGAAUCAGUCUAUGUGACAAAUUUCUUGAAGAACACAGAAAGCCGUCCCAUAAUAAAAGUCACUUUACUUACCCAGAAUUUUACAGUGAAGAAAAGAAUGCAGAACUCUGCAGGCGUAAUCCUCUGAAGUUUAAGAAGUGUAAAGUAAGGAUAGAAUCAGCACAUGGAGCCGUAUGUACCAACUUAGACCAUUCUGAUGACAUACAAGAAAUAGAAAUUUCUGGCAGGUCAAAAAUUGGAAAAGUUUUUAAUGAAGACGAAGUGUACGUUGAAGUCCUUCAGGAUGAAAGAGAUGCAUACAAAAACAAAAACUAUAUCCCACGGUUACAGAAAACCCUAGAUUUAUCCAAAAUGAGCUUGAAAGUUUUUGGUCAGAUCCGAGGAGUUAAACAGCGUCAUCACUAUCCUGAUAUUGACCAUCCUGUCUUUGUGUGUGUAUUGGAUGAAUCGGAAUUUCACCUCAUGCUACCAAUCUCCAAAACAGUCCCAAAACUCCACAUCCUGAACAGAAAAUGUGAGAACAAUUACCAAGUUGAGGUUUACAGAUAUGUUGAAGAAAAAGGAUAUCUGGUUCAUAAAGAACUCUUUGAUAUAAAACCAGGAGAAGUUAAAAAUUAUAUCUUCUUAGUUGCAAUGAUAUGUUGGGAGAAUUUGUACCCACUAGGAGCUGUUAUCAAGGUCAUCAAUGCCAAAGAUGGUUUAAACUCUGGGAUGGAGAUAUUGAGAUUGCAUCACCAAGUGCCAACUGGUUACAAGUUUGAUACUGUAGAUUCUGUCAGAACAUUAACAGAAAACCAUAAUAAAUUGGUGAAAAAAGACAAAAGAGAAGAUUUGACUGACCUUGAGGUUUUCACCAUAGAUCCAACUGAUUCUAGAGACUUGGAUGAUGCUUUAAGCAUAGAAGAAACCUCUGAAGGAAAUUACAGAAUUGGGGUUCAUAUAGCUGAUGUGACAGCCGUUGUUAAAAAAGGGGACUACAUAGACUGUGAAGCUUAUGAUAGAGCCACUACUUUCUAUCCAGGUCAAGGUCGUAACCCUUACCAUAUGUUACCAGAGCCUUUGAGUACCAAUCUCUGCAGCCUGAUCCCUGGACAGCCUCGUCCAGUCAUCUCUAUAUUUUUCACAUGUGACAGAGAAGGAAAACCACUGGAAAAGCAUGAGAUCAAGAAAACUAUGAUCAGAAGCAGACAAAAAUUGACUUAUCGCGAAGCUCAAGAUGUACUUCUGAACAUUGGAAGAAAUGUCCCGGACAGUAUUUGUAAACAAAUAAAAUGUUUGUUUAACAUUGCUAAAAGUAGAAGAAUAAGAAGAUUGGGUGGUGCCAUGUAUCAUGUGCCUAUAGAAACAGAUGACGAUGAUUUUAUGGAGACAAAGGAAGCCCACUUUCUGGUAGAAGAAUUUAUGAUACAAGCAAAUCAUACAAUAGGUACAUACCUUUUCCGCAAAUUUAAAAACUGUGUCCCUUUGAGAAUACAGCAACCUCCGGAACCAGAAUGUGUCCAGCAUUGGUUAAAGUCAAAUGAACUAUUUGCUGAUUUAAUUCUGAAACUGCAAGAAGUGCGUCCACUUCCAGUCAUUGAAAGCGAAAGGAAAUUGUCAGUUGAUAAUGCUAGAACUGGAAGAUACAAUAAAGUAUUGAUGUUUCAACAGCAUGUUUGGAACAAACUCAAUAAUGCAUUUCGUAAAAAAGAUAUUCCAACUGUUAUGCAGAUACUUGGGUGUGACGAAAUUCAUCCCUUUGCCUGCUUAGGUCUCGAGGAAUGGUAUGACUUUCAAGAAACAGCUGAAUACAAAUGUUCUGGAGAUAUACAAUCAAGGGGAGUAACCAAGAAAGAUGGCUCUCAUUUUAGUCUUGGAAUUUUUCCAUACAUUCAUUUUACCUCACCAAUAAGGAGAUAUGUUGAUAUAAUCUCUCAUCGACUGCUUCAUUGUGCCUUGGAUGAGAAAAAGCCUUGUUAUUCCCCUGAGGAAAUAUCAGAGAUGUGCCAUCAUAUAAAUGAAGUUACACGUCGUGCUAAAACUUACCAAAAAAAGUGCAGAGCUUUAAAUUGGGGUUACAAGUUAAGAAAAGAAUCAACUGUUUUCCAUGGUUUUGUGAAAACGGUGUCUGAAAAAGAGGUCACUGUGGUAAUACCAGGUCAUAGAAAUUUACCAAAAGAGUCUUGUACUUUGCAGUUAAACUCCCUUGGGUCUACCAAAAAACCUGUCUUCAAAAAAGAUAUCAACAAUGGAAGGGACAUACUUGAGUUACAAUGGAAGAAAAGGUUAUACUCAUACAAUGGAUUUGCACCAAUAAAACGAAAAGGAGAAGAUAGAAUUUACAGAGUUAAUCCACACAACAGGGCUUUCUUCCAACAGCAGAACAAAUGGAAACAACUGCUUCAGGCAGUUAUGGAAGAAAAAACUCCCCAGGGAAAACUAAAAAAGCUGGAAAAAAUCUUUUUCAAUGGUGAUCUUGGUCACCCUGAAGUUAAUUUGGAAGAUUACAAUCCAGCAUGUGUCAAGACUGAAAGAGAUGUGAGUUCAGAGGUCAGGAAGGGUACUAUAACUUUACAGAGUUGUGAAUAUAGCAUGACUUUUAACCAUGGUCAGGUGUUGGCACUACAGAUGUCAGCUGAAUCUGUAAAAGGUGUCCUUAUUCCUCAGAUAGAGAUCUUUGACAUGACAAAAAAUGUCAGAUAUUGUCUUCUACAUGUGAAAGAUCCAAUCAAAUAUCUUGAGAAGUAUUCGACAGCCUCCACAAAGGACUUUUACCACAGACCAGCAGACUACAUCAGAACAUGGAAACCAUUGGUUGAAAUGGAAGCAGCAACCAACGCUAUUAAUGUUGGCACUGCUACCAUAAACGAUGUCCCAGUCAAGUUUUUAUCACAAAGAGAGGGGAAAUUUUCACUUCACAAGGCUUUCUUGGAACAGAGAAAUAUAGAGAUUAACAAAGUUCCAUUAGAAGUAUAUCUUAAUCCAGGUAAAGAGCACAAAGAAGGAGAUGAAGAAGAAGGAAUUCGUGAAAUAGCAAGUCCAGAUUAUCUCUGCAUUAAAAGUGUGGAAUACUUAAGUGAUGAGGAAGUCCCUGGUAAAGAGUUUGGCCAUACAUAUGGUUGUGCACCAAAAGAUUACAGGAUAUGGCAUGGACAUGCAAAGAUAGAACGAGUAAAUGUGAAGGGAGAAAAAGGGAAAAUUGAUUUCAUCUUUAAGCUUCACAAAAAUAGUCAGCCAGUUCCAUCUGCCUUCAGAAAAGAUGAUGUUAAACCUAGAUGUGGAAUUGAAGUUCUUUUCAAGUCAAGUGCUGAUUGUCGAAUUGAUGGUCUCCUGCAGUGUUUGGAUAAAGCUAAUCCUCUUCCAAAGGCAAUAGCAUUGGGAACCAAAAUUCCUAAGCUUGAUAAAGGACACUUUGAAAUAGGAAGAAAGAUGCAACCAGAUAUAAUGAACAUAGAUGGUAUAGUGAGGAAUAACCCUAAACAAUACAAUGCUAUCCAGAAAGCCUUGGAAUCUUCAUUUAGUCUGAUACAAGGACCACCAGGUACUGGAAAGACAUAUACAGGUAUCAAGUUAGUUUACCUGUUCAACCAGAUCAACCUGAAAUGGCAGGAAAUGGGUAAUGAGAAGAAACAGAUUAUUUUCUGUGGCCCAUCCAAUAAAUCUGUGGAUUUAGUUGCAAAAUGGAUGAAAAGAAAGUUAGGGGAACAUUGCCCAAAGAUGGUCAGGUGGUAUGGAAGUUCUAUAGAAGAUCAAGAAUUCCCUAUUCCAGGCAAAACACCGACACUUGGGCGUGGAGAAAGAGCAGUCGCAGAUGAACAAUUGAGGGAGUAUUCCAUGCAUAUACAGAUUCGUCAGCUAGGAAAACCAUACAUGGAAGAAAUAACUGCUUUUGACAGGCAAUUUAGACAACAUCAAGAUGGUGUCGACUACAAAGAUGUGAAUAAAUACAGAAAGCUUAUACACAAGGCUGUCAUUGAAGAAGUUGCACAUUAUGAUGUUAUAUUCUGCACAACUGCUAUGGCAACCAACCUUAGAAUAAUGGCAGGUACAAAAGGUCGUAUUUUCCAGAUCAUUGUCGAUGAAUGUGGAAUGUGUACAGAGCCUGAAAGUAUGGCUGCAAUCAUAGCAACCAGAGCACAGCAGGUGGUCCUAAUUGGAGAUCACAAACAACUUAGACCAAUCGUGAUGAGUAGCAAUGCUGCCAAACUUGGAUUAGAGACGUCUCUGUUUGAAAGAUAUGCUGAAAAGGGAAAGAUGCUGACCAUGCUGACAUCACAAUACAGAAUGCAUCCAGAGAUUUGUGCCUUUCCAUCAAAGCAAUUUUACAAAAACAGACUUGAGACCAUGCCAUCAUAUACAUGGCGUACAGAUUCACCUCUUAAGUCAUGGUUAAAACAGAAUACCCCAGUUAUAUUUUGUCACGUAGAAGGAACAGAGGAAUAUCUCCCCUUUAACACAGAAGAAGGAAAUGAACAGUCGUGUUCAAAUAAACAGGAAGUGGACCAAGUGGUAAAGGUAUUUAAGCACUUGGUAGAAGAUGAGUUGAUAGACCCCCACUAUAUCAAUAUUAUGAGUCAAUAUAACUCACAGUGCCACAGUAUCAGACAGGAACUCAAGAAGGACAAGUUUAUACAAUUCAAUGUCAACACUGUCGUGGCAAGUCAAGGAGGUGAAUGGGAUUAUGUUGUGAUAAGCCUGGUUAGAUCUCUACCAGAUUACAGAAUAGAACCAAAGCCAACAUUAGGUUGGUGUAAACAGAAUCUUGGUUUUAUCACUGAUGAACAUCAGACAAAUGUAGCCUUGACCAGAGCUCGGAAAGGACUUAUUGUCAUUGGUAAUCAGAAGUUACUUAAAUGUAAUGAUGUAUGGGCAAACUUCCUGAACCAUUACGGCCAGAAAGGUUGUGUGGUUGAUUGUGAAAACUUCCCACCUCCACCACAGAGAAUUCAAGAGAGAAAACAAAGAAAGAAAAAGUCCCGUCGUGUACAGGAAAUGGAUGAAGAAUUCUACAGCCGAACAGAAGAGGACCCAAACCAAGAAGAAGAAAGUCGUCCAGAAUAAGCAUUAUCAUUAUUUCUUGCUGUAUCUUUUGUCUAGUGUAUAAUGUGAAAUCAAAAUUAUUAUUUUGAUACUAAUCUUUUUUCAUCAUUUUGCAAAAUAUUUGAGUUUGGCUUAAUGUUUAAAAAAACUUCAUUGCUUAUCAUAACAUUUGGCAAAAAAUAUAGAAAAAUGAAUCUCUAUCUUAACUUUUGGUAAAUUUAUAAAUUGGUCAAAUAACUAGUCGGCUAUUGCAAUUGUGUCCAUGAAAAUGUCAUAUCAAAACUGGUUUCUACUCAAUACUUUUCAAUCUCGAAAUACAGCAAGCUUGAAUAAAAUGUCUAAUGAAUAGAUACUAACCUACUGUUUUAUUGUUGAAUAAUGUAUGUACAGUUAAAUAUUGCUAGGAGCAUAUCUAAGUGGAAAGUUGAAAUGUGCCAUAUUUAUUGAUCGAUUGUACAUUGUUUUAAAGGCUAAAGGUUAAAGUGCAAUUUGUGCUUUGGUGUUGACAAUUAAUUGGCUAACUUGAUGUAUGGCAGUUUUGUAACUUAAAUUUGCGUAAAGUAUUUACUCUUCUUUGUAUAUUUAUAUCCUAUUAGUUAUAAUUUUGUUGUUGCUUGUUACUUUGUGUAAUGUUGUGCUAUGUAAUGGUAGUUUCACAGUUGACUAUGAAACCAUGAUUUUUAUGGUUUCUAAAAUAUACAUUGCUGAAUAUUCUUGAAACAUUCUAAUAUAUAUUUUUUGAUAGAUAAACCUUAAAUGAAUGGAACAUAUUGUAGGUAUGAAAUAUUACUAUAAAAUAUGAAAUUAACAUUUUGAUUUUUCUGCUGAAAAAAAAAUACAUGACAUUUUUGACAUUUUGGAUAUUUUGAACUAUGCAAGCAUCAUUUUGUAUUCUUAGGCAUAGGCAAGUUAUCUGGUAUGCAUAUUUAAAUUUAUUUCCUUAAUGUUCUAUACAUAUCAAAAUGAAAAAAAAAUAUUCUAAAUGUGCCAUUAUUAUUAAUUAGUGUGUAAUAUAUAUGUAUAUGUUUGACUUUGUACUUAAAUGUUGUAAUAUAUCCGUCCAAUAAAAUUUGGAACAAAAUGUUUUUAUCCAUUGCUGUUAUGAGAACAGAAUCAUUAUAAAUUGUUCCCACACUGACUUCCUAAAAUUACAGAUUUUGUUCUGACUUUAAAUAGCAAACCUAAUUUUGUUAAGGCCUUAUUAUAAACAGAAAAAUAAGUACUUAAAUUUGAAAGUUCAUGAAAUUUUUUAAAGAAUGUGAAAUAACUUUAUGAUGUUGCUUUUUUAUUGACUGUAAGAUAAACAAAAAAUUGUGAUAUUCAUGGCAGAUAAAACAGGGUCCAUUUUUUUUCUGUGAGCCAUUUUUUGUAUGUUUGUUUAUAUGUACAUACAUUUUAUUGUUUAAUAUGAAUGUUCCAGGCUGUAUAACUAUAUAUGCAUUGUUACUUUUUUCAAAUGAUUACAAGGAUGAACUAGAAAAAAUCUGUAAAAGUAUUUUCAUAAUUUAUGAGAAAAAUCAGUUAUCCAUUCUUGUUAACAGAUGACUAUUUUAGUUGUAAAUUUUUUCAUAAAAAAAAUGUAAAAAAUGAUAAAUUGAUGUUGAAAUGUGUUGAUUGAAAUAUUUCUUAGAUUUACACAUAAGCACAUAUCUUUCUUGUACAUAAAUGUGUACAUAAAUGUGUAUUGAAAUUUACUCUAAUCUUUAGUAUUUUGGUGAAUAUCCUUGUAUGUUGGUUAUUUAUUUUAUUUUUAUCAGUCUUUCUGUUAUUAUGGUGAAUGUCAUUGCUAUUAUUAGUUGAGCUGAUACACUGAACAUGCGCUUCUCCUAUGUCAGGUGACUGAAGACUAUCUUAAUUUAACUUCAGCAGGACCAUAGUAUUUCAUAUGCCAGAACUAUACAUGCAAAGUCCCAAGCAAUCAUGUGUAGAGUACAUGGUAUUUUUUUGUAUAUAGUUUAAACAGGGAGAAUUUGUAGCUUAUUUCACAUGUAUUUUUUUUCAUUUUUAAUUUUUACAUACCGGUGAUGUAUAACCAACACAAUGUGCCAUAUAAAUUAUUUUCUUCAAUGUGCUUAUAUUAAUAUGUCUUUUGUUUUGCAAAAAAAAAAUAUGGUGCACCAGCAUACAUAAAAGGGUUUUUGCCUUUGAACUUCUCUAAUGUUUUAUAGUUUCAAGUUGUGCAAUUUAUUGAAUUCCUUCUGACAGGUGAUAAAUUAGAUAUCUAAGAACUAAAACAAAGUUGAUAGUCCCUUUAUGGUUUUUUUUGUUAAUAUUAUAAAAAUGUGUAUGAUAAUUUUUGUUAAGACUAUUAUGAAAUAUAGACUUUAUAUAAGAUUAUAAAUAGUACAUAAAUUAUAAAGAAAUAAUGUGUUUAAAACAAUGAUUAAAGAAUCAAAAGUUAACCUUAUCUGUUUGAGAGAUUUGUUACAUGUAAUAAUAAAAAGCAUAUAUACAUACUUUAUUUCUAUAGUGUCAAGAAAGUUAAGAUUUUAUAUUUGACAAAAUCUAUUUUAAGACAUCAGUUAAAAAAAUCACACUUUUUUGUUUGAUUUCCUGCUAAUUGAUAAGUAGAACAAAACCCUGUAGAUGAAUCUAGAAUUUACUUGAAACUUUUGAUUUUUAUUUCGUUUCUCAAAAAUAAAAGUAGCUUAGGUGAUUCUAGAGAAGUUAACAUCUUUAAGUCAUUGAAAUAUUUUCAGUUUUAUAUACUGUUGACACCAUAAAUCGUUCUUGAAUGUAUUUGAAAAAAUGAAAGUUUCAUGAAGUAAAUUCUAUGAAAUGAUCAAUACAAGCUCCAUGAUGUCUUGAAUGUUGGAUUUGACAGUUUUUGAAAAUGACCUCAAAUUUCUGUGUAUUUGAUCAAGGUAUAUUUCAUUUUAUAACUCAAAUUUAAAUGCUUUUAGAACAUAAUCUUUAUAUUCCAAAUUGUGAACUAGUAAAUAAACACAAAUUACAAACACUAUUUGAUAUUGUAGAAAAAUUGCGUAGUUUGUAAAAUUUGUGAACUGAAUGCUUUUAUUCUAUUUUGAAUGUAAUAAACUAUUUGAGCUUUGCUGCCCUUUUCAUGUUUCAUACAUUUAUACCUGCUUAUAACAGAAAUUUGAAUAAAGUACAGUUUCAAAGUUAGGACAGAAUAUAAAGAUCACCUGUAUUGUUAUAAUGAAUGAAUUAUAGAUAUUGUUUUAUCAAAAGAUGUAUUAAAUGUUAAUUCCGACAAAUAGUGAUAUCCCAUUGUACUUACUUUUAUAGAUUAUACUUUUUAGGAAGAAAAUGGAAUUUUUCUUGCCAGCAAUGAGAUUUUUGUAUGAUCCACUGUUAACUUUUUGUUUUUAUUUGAGUUUGUCUUUCAUUGAAUGCAAUCAUGACUCGUCUUUCAUUUUAAGUAUUAAUAUUAUUUUAGUUAUAAGGACCAAACUUGCUUGUUUUAAUAUUUGUAUGCUUUUUUUUAUUGAAAUAUUGUUUUGAAUUCUGAAAAUAAAUGUUAUA
Mytilus trossulus (common blue mussel) is the source of this 10496-nucleotide messenger RNA. RefSeq names its product 3'-5' exoribonuclease HELZ2-like. Gene Ontology annotation, biological process: miRNA processing. Gene Ontology annotation, molecular function: helicase activity; miRNA binding; RNA nuclease activity. NCBI's taxonomy places the organism in Eukaryota, Metazoa, Mollusca, Bivalvia, Mytilida, Mytilidae. The record is from RefSeq and is a predicted model, not a curated record. Bases 447 to 7031 code for a protein of 2194 amino acids. The transcript has 18 exons.